Molecule: messenger RNA, 548 nt
Organism: Rhinopithecus roxellana (golden snub-nosed monkey)
Lineage: Eukaryota; Metazoa; Chordata; Mammalia; Primates; Cercopithecidae
Gene: REG3G
Product: regenerating family member 3 gamma
Exons: 5
Biological process (GO): response to peptide hormone; positive regulation of cell population proliferation; antimicrobial humoral immune response mediated by antimicrobial peptide
Molecular function (GO): peptidoglycan binding; oligosaccharide binding; signaling receptor activity
Source: RefSeq, a predicted model, not a curated record
AUGUUGCCUCCCAUUGCCCUGCCCAGCUUAUCUUGGAUGCUGCUUUCCUGCUUCAUGCUCCUGUCUCAGGUUCAAGGUGAAGAACCCCAGAAGGAACUGCCCUCUGCAUGGAUCCACUGUCCCAUAGGCUCCAAGGCCUAUGGCUCCCACUGCUAUGCCUUGUUUUUGUCACCAAAAUCCUGGAUGGAUGCAGAUCUGCCCUGCCAGAAGCGGCCCUCUGGAAACCUGGUGUCUGUGCUCAGUGGGGCUGAGGGAUCCUUCGUGUCCUCCCUGGUGAGGAGCAUUAGUAACAGCUACUCAUAUGUCUGGAUUGGGCUCCAGGACCCCACACAAGGUUCAGAGCCUGAUGGAGAUGGAUAAGAGUGGAGUAGCACUGAUGUGAUGAAUUACUUUGCAUGGGAAAAAAAUCCCUCCACCAUCUUAAACCCUGGCCACUGUGGGAGCCUGUCAAGAAGCACAGGAUUUCUGAAGUGGAAAGAUUAUAACUGUGAUGCAAAGUUACCCUAUGUCUGCAAGUUCAAGGACUAGGGCAGAUGGGAAGUCAGCAG